AUGCUACCAGCCACGGGUCUAUUCCGAACCACUGUUUGUCCUUUUUAUGAGAAAGAUCUCUGUGUCAGGCCUUACUGCCACUUCAAACAUGUAAAGACAGUUCCACCAGCUCCCGUGAAGUACAGUGCUACACCGAAAAGUCUCUUAAAUCAGACGGGAACUACAGAUCAAUCAGAUGGCGGUGAGGAAGUUUUGCGAAAAAAGCCUAAACUCGAGUACAUACCCGUAUCCACGGUGGCGCCUAAGUAUGUACCUUCUAGCUCGACAAAACUACAAGCUUCAAGAAGCAAUGGCGAGAAAACUUCAGAAAAAGAUGAUUCCACCAAAACCAACCAUCAAUCAUCCACUAGCAAGCCACCUGCCAAAGACUCAUUACGGGAAAAUAAUGCUACUAUCAAGACAUCAGCUCAGAACGAAACGCAUCAGUCGAUCAAAACUUCGUCACCCAAAGAAUGUACGCUUGAUGCCAAAAAUGAGAAAGAAUCUAAUUUAUCAAUCAUCGAUAAAAAAUCUGCCCAGGAAACGAAGCAUCGUAGCUCGGAAAAAUCCGACAAGUCUACGACCGAAUCGGAACGAAAGAAAGACUCCAGCCACCAUCAUAGCUCUAGAUCGCGAAAAUCAUCAUCCACAUCUUCGUCACACGAUAAGAAACAUUCUUCGUCUGAGUCAUCCAGCAGAGACAAGUCUUCUAAAUCCAGUAGUAGUAGUAGAAGUUCCAGCAAAAGCAGCAGCAGCAAAAGUAAGCACAGAGAAAAGGAAAAGGAGACCUCCGGAAGUAAGUCUUCUAAGCACUCGUUGGAUCGACCCCAUCACCACAGCUCUUCGGAUAAAACUCGGUCUAGUAGUAAAAGUACUUCAUCUAAGAGCAAUAGUGACAGCAGCAAAAGCAAGAAUAAAAGUUCUUCGAAUAGUAGCACCAGUAACGGAAGCAGAGAAAAAGAACAUAGAUCGUCCUCUUCAUCAACCAAGAAGUCGUCGAAAUCCUCAAGCGUUGCAGAAAUGUCUGAAAAAGUAGAACCACCGGAAACGAAACCACUAGCGGAGGAAAUCUACCAAGAACUGAUCAAUAAUCCUCCAAGUGAUAUCGAUAUAGAUAGCGACGAGGACGAUGUUAUGCAGCAGUGUAAAAUGAUCUUCGAAGAAUAUGAACCAACUGUAACGAAGACGGAAGAUAACGAGGAUAAAUCAAACGUACAUGUUGAGCUGAUCGAUAUGUUCGCCGACAAGUACUACGACGAUAAUCGAAGAAAACGUGUUGCAUAUGAAAAUGCUUGUACCACCUCAAAGCUAACACCGACGGUAGAGAAGAAAACAAAUUACAUUCAGAACGCGAUCAAAUCGGUGUACCUAAGGCAAGAGAUUGUUCGAAAACAACAGGCAGAACUGGAGGCACGUAAACGAGCUGAAGAAGAAGCAAAGCGUGACAUUGAGAAUGAAACACGUAAAAUAAUGAACAAACCAGUUACACCUUCUGCUCCUGUGAACGGUUCAACAGCCACUCCAAUUACUUCAAUUAAUUUUAGCAACAAAUCACCUGAACCAAGUUUUAGUACCCCUAGAGGCCGCUUUACCCCCGCUGUGAACGUGCUAGCUUUCCAGAAAGCAAAGGAGAAGAUCGAUCAAUUGAAAAGGAAUCAGGUCGCAUUCACACCAGCUCAGACGGCUUCAAAAACGGGAUCCCGUGUGGCCCAUACCGUGUCAGCGCUUACAACAAAAGCAGCCUCUACUCCUGCAGCCCAGGCUCCACCGAUUCUGGAACCAUCAUCGAGCAAAAUAUCGUACAAUAUUCGCAUGCAGUAUUACGGGAUGAUGGUGAAGAAUUGUUUAAGUAUUUAUCCCACCUGUGAAGACGCCUGGGAGCGGGCACAAACUGAGGAAUUGGCAGUGAUGAAGAAGUGCAGCACAGCCAAUAUCUACAAGAGCAGCGCGCUGUUGACAAUCAACAAGCUUCGGAAGGAAGCGUUGGAAACGGGAAACCAAGCUGUUGAAAAAAACAAAACCAUAUCGCAUGAUGUAAUUCUGGCCGGAAAAAUGGUCCACAACAUAUCGUGGAGUGUUAAUAAAAAAAUAAAAACGGAAGUGAAAACAUCUGCCUACACGAUAGACAAUGCUGCUGGAACGGUGGCCUACAAAAUGAUACACGAAUGCGUGUUAACCGAGGAGCAACUCCGUUCUAAUGGCUUUCCUCGUGCGACUGACGUUCCUGGGAAGGCCAAAAUUCACACCACGAAACAGCCUCGGCCUCCAAAUGAAAACGAGCGGUACUGCUCGCGCUGUUCGAAGGUGUAUAACUUGGCACUUUACGAUGAGCCCCAGGUGGACACGUGUAAUUACCACCCGAAGAGUACCUGUUAUAGGCGCGGUUUUACGGACAAUGUACACAACUGCUGCCAACAACCAUCCGGCUCUCUCGGUUGCAUGUAUGCCAACUACCAUGUAUCCAGCUAUCUGGAUUACAAUGAUCUUACGGGAUUUGUGAAAACUAUCGCUCCUUCCGAAGAUUAUCAACCUUCGAAAAAGGACGUGUUUGCGCUCGAUUGCGAAAUGUGUUACACAACAGGUGGGCUGGAGUUAACUCGGAUUACUGUAGUCGAUAUUAACGAGAAGACUGUUUACGAUACGCUCGUUAAGCCGCUGAACAAAGUCGUUGACUAUAAUACAAGGUUUUCGGGUAUAACGGAAGAAAUGCUUGAAAAAACUAACACAACGCUGCACAACGUUCAAGCCGUGCUGUUGUCAAUGUUCAACUCGGAAACCAUCCUCAUUGGUCAUAGCCUGGAAAGCGAUUUCAAAGCGCUUAAACUGAUCCACGACGUCGUAGUCGACACAUCCGUGCUAUACCCGCACAAGAUGGGACCACCGAAAAAGCGAGCCCUCAAAACGCUGUGUAUAGAGAAUUUAAAGAAAAUUAUUCAAGAAAAUGAUGCCGGUCAUGACAGUGCUGAGGACUCAGUUGUGUGUAUUCAAUUGAUCAAACACUACCUACGGAAUCGUAUACUGUGA
Messenger RNA from Anopheles nili, 3003 nucleotides. RefSeq names its product RNA exonuclease 1 homolog. Lineage: Eukaryota; Metazoa; Arthropoda; Insecta; Diptera; Culicidae. The coding region runs from base 1 to 3003 and encodes 1000 amino acids. The transcript is spliced from 8 exons. Gene Ontology annotation, molecular function: exonuclease activity; metal ion binding; nucleic acid binding. Gene Ontology annotation, cellular component: nucleus. The record is from RefSeq and is a predicted model, not a curated record.